AGUGAUAAAGCUUGGCUGGUUAGCAUCCCCUUUUUUGACUGCCUAAAGUGGUUUUAAUAUAUGUUAAGACUGAUUGCUGCCUGACACAUUUUUGGAGAAUCAAAAUGCAGUGGCUAAAUAUAUAUUCCACACAUCAUCACAACACAUAUCAAGGUAGCCAUUGCAAUUGCUGCUAUCAUUCUUUAUGAAAACGCAUUAUCUUUUUCAACAAUUUCCUCAACCCAACAGUGAAGACCCACUGAGACACCAAACACCGAACAACGACCGUCCAUGCCAAGCUCAAGCCUACGACAAGGAACCAAAUUUCAGCAAGCGGGGCAACCAUCGCAAUGACUCUUCUCAUCCAACCAACUCCUCAGAUGAGGGUCAAUCGCAAAUAUCGCGCUCUGUCUUGUCUGCUGAGCCCACAUUAGUUCUAAGCGAAGUGGGCAAUGUCUUUGUUCAACCCGGAUUGCCAUCCCGACUGGCCAUUGACAGCCGACAGCUCGGGAAAUAAAACUCCACCCAAAAGCCAAUUUUUUCAGCGCCAGUCGUUCAAGGCACGAUCGCAGAAUCGGCAGUUCUGGUCUGCCAUUGCGUCAAUGGCGCCGUCGAAAGGUCCAAGGGG
Messenger RNA from Aspergillus wentii DTO 134E9, 607 nucleotides. RefSeq lists its product as uncharacterized. The transcript is spliced from 2 exons. NCBI's taxonomy places the organism in Eukaryota, Fungi, Ascomycota, Eurotiomycetes, Eurotiales, Aspergillaceae. The record is from RefSeq and is a predicted model, not a curated record. Bases 185 to 496 code for a protein of 103 amino acids.